CGGAGGGCGGGGAGAGAAGACUGUGACUUUGGGAUUGGCCCGGUCGGGUGCAUGUGGCCCACAGCAAGCAGCUCCCGCCCAGCAACCGCCGCCUCAGCCCCAGGAGAGCGCGGAGGAGGAGCCCAUCUCCGACAUCGGGGCCCACGAAGGAGUGGGGGUCCGGGUCGGUGUCCCCCGCCCGGGCAGUUUCUGCCUUGACCGCUCAGCCUGCUUCCAGGACAGCCAUUCCCAUGGAGACCCCCGAGGCUAUAAAGCCAGGUAACCAGGCGCGCAGCUGCUCCCGAGCCGCUGAGCCCCCCAAGUAAGGAGCAAGCGCCCUAGUGUGGCCCGGCCCCCGCAAGAGGGGAGGAGGCGGAGGAGCGGCGCCAGCAGCUUGAGGAGCCGCGUCGCCGGGCGCCACCGUCUCAGCAGGGGAGCGGGGGCUGCCCCGGGUGCGGGUGAGUGGCGCGGCUCCAGGCCACAAGUGACUGAGGGGCGCCGGACACCUGGAAAGCAGCGGGAGAGUCAGGAGGGGGCCGAGUUUCGGCUCUCGUCGCCUGUGGCCGGCCAGGGCGCGGAGUAGCAAGCAACCUACACCUCCAGGCAGGCGGGAAGCCCAGGGAAGGAGCGGAGACUCACCAGGCGUGCGGCCCAGGAGCGGCGGGGCAGCGGGAGCCGCGGGGGGACAAGAGUGGGAAGAUCAGGACCCUCGGUCGCAGCCGCCCACGCGCAGAGGGAGCCACACUAGAGUACCCGCGAGGUCCAGAGCCCAGCGGGGCACCGGAACAGGGGCGCCCCCGUGCGGAGCUGCCUGGCCGCCUGAGCGCGGCAGCAGGGGCCAUGCUCAAGCCCAAGGACCUGUGCCCCCGAGCGGGUACGCGCACCUUCCUGGAGGCCAUGCAGGCGGGCAAAGUGCACCUGGCCCGCUUCGUGCUGGAUGCGCUGGACCGCAGCAUCAUCGACUGCCGUGCGGAGCAGGGCCGCACGCCUCUCAUGGUGGCCGUGGGGCUGCCAGACCCCGCGCUGCGUGCGCGCUUCGUGCGACUACUCCUGGAGCAGGGUGCGGCCGUAAACCUGCGGGACGAGCGCGGCCGCACGGCGCUCAGCCUAGCGUGCGAGCGCGGCCACCUGGACGCCGUGCAGCUGCUGGUGCAGUUCAGCGGCGACCCCGAGGCGGCCGACUCGGCAGGCAACAGUCCGGUGAUGUGGGCCGCGGCGUGCGGCCAUGGGGCGGUGCUCGAGUUUCUGGUGCGCUCUUUCCGCCGCCUCGGUUUGCGCCUCGACCGCACCAACCGUGCGGGCCUUACAGCUCUGCAGCUGGCCGCCGCCCGCGGCCACGGAACCUGCGUGCAGGCCCUCACCGGGCCCUGGGGCCGCGCGGCCGCCGCCGCCGCGGCCCGGGGCUCCAAUUCCGACAGCCCCCCUGGCCAUCCGGCUCCCGCGCCCAGCCCCGAGCGCCGACGACCCAGCCCCCGCCGCCUACCGCGGCCUCUCCUAGCGCGUUUUGCGCGAGCGGCUGGCGGCCAUGGUCACGGCGGCGAGGUUGGCUCAGGGGGCAAGAGCUCGGGCCGGCACCGGGCGCAGGGCAACGAGCGGCCCGAGUUAGGCCGGAGCAUGAGUCUGGCUUUGGGUGCAGUGACAGAAGAGGAGGCGGCUCGACUGCGGGCAGGAGCCCUGAUGGCCCGACCACACUCGCCCCAGUCUUCGGGGACCGGGAGGUGGCGUUCGCAUGAGGUGCUGGAGGGAACGCCCCCAACCUUAGUACAAGCCCCGGCUGGUCUUAGCCCCCACCCCGAGGGCGGCCCCGGCUCUGGCCGCUUGGGUUUGCGUCGACGCUCUACAGCUCCAGACAUCCCCAGCCUAGUUGGGGAGGCACCAGGCCCGGAGAGCGGCCCGGAGUUAGAGGCCAACGCUCUGGCCCACUCGGUACCUGGGCCCCAGCCUUGGCAGUCAGGCACGGAGGCCGUGUUGCUGCACGCUCAGCGGUAAAUAGCGUGGAGGACGAGCUCCGUUCCCUGCACCUUUCUGUCUCUGCUCCACUGGGAUUUCUUUCUUCCAGGUCCCUUAUUUCCCUGGCAGUUUCCCUACCCCCCAUGAGCCUAGAACCUGUCCCCACUGCCAAGGCGAGUUGCCCUCUCUCUGAAAGGGCAACUGUUAUUUAUUUUUUGUGCUUGUUGGUAUUUUUGGUAUUUUCUGCCUAAGUCUCUCACCUUCCCUACAGCCUGCCUUUCCUGUCCUGGAAAGGGGAAGAGUAGAAGAAAUGGUUCCAUGGGCUUCCAGUCAGGAAGCUGGAACUCCUUUCCUCUGCCUAAGGCUCAGCCCUGAGUCUGGCUGGCUCCUGCCGGUCCCAUUCCCAUUUCUGGGUUUCUCCACACACUGGCAGUCAGGUGGGCAGAAGAGCAGACUUGCAGAACAAGGGCCUAUGCCCCCUUCCCUCCCAGUGAGCUGACAAUAAUGCCACAGGCGACCUAAGUCUCCUUUUCCCUUAAGGGUUGGAGAAGGGGACUGAGACCUGCCUUAGAGCCUUUCUGGACAGGCGGGCUGAUUAGGAAGGAAUGUGAAGGUUAAGUUUUCCUGGGGAAAAACUCCUGCCUCAGGACAAUGAAAGCAUAUUUUGGACAUGGGAGAGCCCCCGGUGUUGAACACUAGUUGUCCCUUGAACCGGCUUCUGGGUAAUUACAGCUUACCCAGGCCCACCCAGGAUUCAACUUAAUUGACAAUGUGGGGUUACUGGCCCACACCAACCCCUACCCAGCCAAUCCACGGGCUCGGUUGCAUUUGAGUACCAUCCUUGAGGUCUCACCCCUCCUGGCCCAGCCUUACUUCCUCUCACUAAAAUGGAAAGGAGUUAGUGUUUCCCCACCCCCAUCGCCUCCCAGCUCCCCCAUCCCGCACGUGGGUGCUCCUGCAGGGUGGAACGGUUGCGAAGGCUUUGCUUAAUUGUACUUCUUCCAAUCCUCAAAGAACUCGUCUUUUGAGCCUUUGUAUAUGAAGCAGAAAGCAGCAGGUCUGAUCCGAGGCUUAAGAACUUGACAAUGUCUCUUUAAAUAGAAGCUCCGCGAGGGGGAUAAUUGACUGAAGUGUUUGCCACGUUACACCGCGGCGCGCGGGAGUCGGAAGCCCACACGAGCAGCAGGUCCGGGUUUAAAUUACAUCAAACUCUGGCGAGAGCUGGGAGAGGGCUGUUAAACGGCUCUAGCUUCUUGCUGGGCGGUUAACGGAGGGUCGGGCGGAUGAUGGAUGCUAGAGGUCGGGACCGAGGACCCCUGCCUCUGCCCGACACGUGGGACGCAGGCCCCGCCCAGCGUCAUUACUGGGCAGAUUAGUGAGUCAGAGGCAACUGCGGAGAGGUGGUUGAAGGCCCUUUCCCUGCCUGGUCCUUCGUUCCCUCCCUCCCCGCCUUCUUCUUUUUGCCGGCCUAACGGGGGGGAACUAGCGGUCUGAUGAAUUGUAUCUGAGCGCCCAGCCUGCGUGGUUGCAGAGCGUGGGGGCUGUUGCUGUGAAUCCCGAAGGUUGAGCGUGCACCCAACUCACCCAGCUGCGUGGUGAUCAUUUCAAGACGUCGAUCUAUUCAUCUUUGCAGAACGGAAGGUUUCUCACCAAUAACUCUAGGGAACUGCCUAAAGAAUGACCUGUGCUGAGAAAUUGGGCCUGGGGGUGAGGAGUGGGUGAUCAGGAGCGGGCCUGGUGUCGGUGUCAGACACCUCCCCAAAUCCUUCCACCCCUCCUGGCCCGCGAGGCCGUUAGGGCCCCCACACUGAACGCGAUCUCUGGUGCCCCCUGGUGGUAGCACUGCGCUCUUCCUCGCCUCUCCCUGGCUGGGAGUUCCGACUUACGGUUUUAUUUGGGAUCACCGCUGUGUACUUCUCUCUCCGUGUGCAUCUACCAAUGGAAUCCUCUAACUCUUGUAGUAUAUUAAAUCCUGAUACUUGAAGUUAUUUCAUAGCAGUGAAGGGAGGGACAAUGAAUAAAAAAAUUCACAUUUGGGGUAGCAGGAGCCCAGACCCUUCACUAAGGACCCCAAGAUCUUCCAAGCUAAGGCUCCGUGUCCUGAGAGGUCCUGCUGUCUUCUGAAAAAUUAGAGCUUCCAACCCCUUUCUUAUGAUUUCUGAACCUUGGGACGUACUCAUUACACACUGUUUUCUUCUGAUGAGUUUUGCUUUCGUUUCUGGGGGUGUUUUGCCCUUCCCCCACUCCUUGCUCCUCAGACUUCUGCCUCCCCUUAGUCCCACUGUCUGGGUGGUGGGUGAACGAUACAGAAGGGCCUGAAAAGCCAGAGGGAGAGUAUCUGGGGUGGGAUGGAGGGUAAUUGGAUACCUCAAGUGCAAACUCCUUUUUUCUGAUCCUUGCUUGCUCACUCCCUUUCCAACUGUGUUUAAUUUUCAUGAAGUUUUUAAUGGUGUAAGAAUACAAGUAUUUUGGCUUUUUCAGAACACCAUGAGGUCUGGGUUGCACGUUGUGCUGAAGGUGCUGUCAUCUUUCAAGUGUUGUGACGUAGGGCUUUCUGGUUGAAUGUCACAUUGCGCUCUCUUUAUUGGGUAAACAACCACGAGUGCUCCUCUCCAUGGAGCUGCCAAAGGCUCAGUGGUUGAAAGUGAUGUUUCUAAAAAAAACCACAGCAGAUUGUUUCUGUCUGAACUUAAUUGUGUGUUUGACUGACUUGCUGUUCUUGCAGAUUUCUUACCAGGCCCAGCUCUGUGCAGAAUUUAAACGUUUCACCACAUUUCGCUCUCCUGAACUUCCUCUCAUUGUCAACCCCCAGGCGUUGGGGUUGGGGUCAUCUUUCACUCUCUCCACUUUAGAAGAGACUUUUCUAAACAUUUUGCUUGUUGCUUUCGUCGCUGUGAAGAGUCACCCAUGCCACUGGAGCUCAGUACCAACUCAGCACUGGCCUGUGUGAGGCUGAAUGACAUACGCAUAUGCUUUUGGAAUGACCCUGUGUGGUGGAAAGACUAUUAGAACUCAGAAGAAUAGUUAAUAAAUCCAGUCUUGUUCAG
This is a messenger RNA of Rhinolophus ferrumequinum (greater horseshoe bat), 4976 nucleotides long. It is a transcript of the gene ANKRD63, whose product is annotated as ankyrin repeat domain 63. The record is from RefSeq and is a predicted model, not a curated record. Gene Ontology annotation, molecular function: protein binding. Bases 820 to 1968 code for a protein of 382 amino acids. Lineage: Eukaryota; Metazoa; Chordata; Mammalia; Chiroptera; Rhinolophidae. The transcript has a single exon.